Messenger RNA from Gekko japonicus, 425 nucleotides. Its product is annotated as R-spondin-4-like. The transcript has 3 exons. Lineage: Eukaryota; Metazoa; Chordata; Lepidosauria; Squamata; Gekkonidae. The record is from RefSeq and is a predicted model, not a curated record. The annotation marks the transcript as partial.
AGUGCAGGUCCCCCAGCUGCGAGAGCUGCUUCAGCAAGGAUUUCUGCAUGAAAUGCAAAGAGCACUUUUUCCUGCACAAAGGGAAAUGCUUCAGUGCGUGCCCGCCUGAGACCCUGGCCCAGUCCAGCACCCGGGAAUGCCAAGGUAAGCCAGAAAAGUGCGAGACGGGCCCCUGGGCCAACUGGAGCCCCUGCACAAACCAGGGCAGGACCUGCGGCUUCAAGUGGGGCACAACUACAAGGGCCCGCGAGGCCGUCAGGAGUAGCAAAGAAGAGUUGGCCAUGUGCCCGACGCUGACGGAGUCCAGGAAGUGCCGGAUGAAGAAACACUGCCCUGGAGAAAAGAAUGAGAAGAAAAGAAAAGGGAAACGGGAGAAGAAAGAGAGGAAGAAGAAGAGGAAGAUGGAUUCCCUGAUGGCCACUUAA